UCGUCAUUUUUUCUCAUUUUGUUCCCUUAAUUUAUGCUGAAAAGCACAAUAUGGAUGCUAUAGCGUUUCAUAAUUGUUGGACGAGCUGCCAUUAAGUGGCAUUGCCCGCUAUAUAAAACUUUGGCAAGUAUCCAAGACUAGAAAUGAAUGGCUACGUCUAACGAGACGGAUAUGUCGCUCGUGCGGACAACGGUGCAAGAGUUGGCAGCAACCGUCGAGGAGCCGCCGCGAGAGUACGUGGUUGAUGAGAUGUUGGACGCUGCUGAUGAGAUGCCAGAGCCGAUCCCUCUGAUCGAUCUUAGCCGGCUGACGGCCGUCGACGAAGCCGACAAGCUCCGGGCGGCUCUACAGACCUGGGGCCUCUUCCUGGUGACCAACCAUGGAAUUGAGGAGUCUCUCAUGGAUGCCAUGAUGAGUGCAUCGAGAGAAUUUUUCAGGCAACCGUCUGAAGAAAAGCAGAAAUACAGCAACUUGAUAGAUGGCAAGCACUUCGAGAUGGAAGGCUAUGGAAAUGACAAAGUAGUGACUCAGGAUCAGGGCCUGAGUUGGAACGACCGCUUGCAUUUGAGAGUGGAGCCAGAAGAUGAGAGGAAUUUCGCCAAGUGGCCCACUCACCCGGCAUCUUUCAGGGAUGUGCUACAUGAGUACGCAUCAAACACGAAGAGAACAAGGGACCUUAUCUUGAGAUCAAUAGCCAAGCUCCUAGACCUUGAUGAGGAUUACUUCGUCAACCAAAUAUCAAACAAGGCUAUUGGGUUUGCUAGAUUCAACUACUACCCUCCAUGUCCCAGGCCUGACCUAGUUCUGGGCCGGAGGUCUCACACUGAUGGUGGUCUCCUUACCAUCCUUUUUGUCGACCAAGACGUCGGUGGAUUGCAAGUUGAGAGGGCUGGGAAAUGGUAUAAUGUUCCAGCCAAGCCUUAUACGUUGGUGAUUAACGUAGCAGACUGCAUGGAGAUAAUGACCAACGGAAUCUUUAGGAGCCCAGUUCACAGGGUGGUGACGAAUGCCGACAAGGAGAGGCUUUCACUGGCCAGGUUUUAUGCUGUGGAUGCGGAAACGGUGCUGGAGCCGGCGCCUAGUUUAUUGGAUGACAAGCGACCACCAAGAUAUGAGAAAAUCAAGGCCAAGGAUUUCGUUUCUUUUUCUCGACUGAAAAGUUCGUAGUUGGGCUCUUUGAACAUUAUUUUUCCCUACGUCAAGGGAAAAGAUUCAUCGAGACCUGAAAAAUAUAAG
Messenger RNA from Triticum dicoccoides, 1236 nucleotides. RefSeq names its product protein SRG1-like. The record is from RefSeq and is a predicted model, not a curated record. Lineage: Eukaryota; Viridiplantae; Streptophyta; Magnoliopsida; Poales; Poaceae. The coding region runs from base 148 to 1167 and encodes 339 amino acids. The transcript has 4 exons.